Messenger RNA from Myzus persicae (green peach aphid), 3448 nucleotides. It is a transcript of the gene simj, whose product is annotated as transcriptional repressor p66-alpha. Gene Ontology annotation, cellular component: NuRD complex. Gene Ontology annotation, biological process: negative regulation of transcription by RNA polymerase II. The coding region runs from base 903 to 2543 and encodes 546 amino acids. Lineage: Eukaryota; Metazoa; Arthropoda; Insecta; Hemiptera; Aphididae. The record is from RefSeq and is a predicted model, not a curated record. The transcript has 8 exons.
UCUCGCGCAUUAAUAAGUGUAUUAUACGCACACACACGCAAACUCGCGCGCGACGCGCCAUAUUGAAUCCGACGUCCGCGUUUGUGUAUGUGUGUGCGCGCGUUAAUUUUCGCGUAUCCGGCCAUUACCGGAUUACCCGAGCUCGCCGAGUGUGUGUGUGUGAUGUGCUACGACCGUACGACUCCGACUCGAAUUUUUUUUGGUUUGUGGAAAUCCGUUUCGCCCGAUCCGCAGUUUUUUUCGCCGUGACACACCGCCGACAAAGUUGAAUACGACCACUGUGCGCUGUUGUGCUGUUCUACAGCGGCAAUUAAACACCGCGAUUAGAUUACGACUAACGACGACGAAUCAAUCCCGGCGAUCGAGACUGCCGCCGCCUCGUAUCUUCGCCUAUUAAUAGUAAAAUUGAUUUAAUUACGACAAUAUCGCAGGAGUGCAGGACUGAUCGUCGUCGAAUCCCUUAAAUUUUUUAUUUUGUGCCGACCUCCCCCCCUUUCCCGGGUCUGGACGCCGUCGUCCGGAUGACCGUCGCUUUUUCGCCUUCGCGGGCCGCGCGACGCUCGCGAUUCGUUGCCGCCGCCGUUGCUGUUGCUGUUGCUCGUGCCGUUGUCGUCGAACCACGACGGCGCGAUGGCCGAUGACGACCACCGGGCCGCCGCUACUGCAACAAUAAUAACAAGUACGUUGUCGACGAUGCCGCUGACGCUGUUAUCAAUCCGUCGUUACAGUGUUGUUUUGAUGUCGGAAUCACAUUUUGCCGUCUAGUCGCCGCCGCCGGACGCAACGACCGAAAAACGGAUUACGGAUAAUAUUGUUAUUAUUAUUAUUAUUAUUAUUAUAUCGUCGUCGUCUUUUGUUUCCACCAUCGCCGCCGCCGCUACCGCCGAUCGACUUACUGCAUUAUGGCAUCUCAAAUGGAAAUUGAUGAUGAUGUUGUCGAUUUAAGUAUAACAAGCAGUCGUACAAGUCAAUCGUUGAGAGAUGAACCACUUUCCUUAAAAUGUACUCAGCCAGAUGAAGCUCAUAUCCAUAUGAAUGGUCAUUUGGUUAAUGGUUUCUCCUCAACUGGCAAUGAUUCUUCAGAGGAAAGUGAUGAUGAUAUGCCCCUUGAACUUCCACCAUCCCCUAAGGAUUCGACACCUCCCGAAGAAGUGUAUGAAAGAGAAAAACUUGUCAGAGUUUUAAAGGAGAAUCUCCGAACAGAAGAAAUGACUUUGGUGCUUUUGAAAAAAUUGCAACAAUCUCAACAAAUUAACCAAAUUGCUCAGAGUGUCACUAUCACGCCUCAGGCAGCUCAUACUAAAGAUCAUUCUAAUUUGUUGUCAUCUCAAUUGCCGACUGGGAAGUCAGCUCAGCCACCAAUGCCUCAUGUACCUCAUCAUGCAAAACCACCACCGCCCCCAUUAAAUCGCUUGCCAUCAUCAUCAAGAUCUAAUGUACAUCAAUCUCACCAGUCUAUGUCUUCAAAUCCCUUAAUGGGUUCAAGUAGAUUACCUCCUUCCAAUGGUCUACAAAAUUUGCAGAGGUCAUCCAAUGGUCGAUCAUCACAUUCUGCACAUUCUACACAUUCAGCGCAUUCGUCACCUUCAAUUACACUUGAACGUGUAAUGAAAGAUCACCAUUCCUCCAAUACAUCCCAAUCGGAACGUUUGAGAAAUGAUGAUGGUCAAACACCUGCUCAGAGGCAAGCUGCUGCUAAAUUGGCCCUUAGAAAACAAUUGGAGAAAACACUGUUACAAAUUCCACCACCAAAACCUCCACCACCUGAAAUGCAUUUUAUUCCAAAUCCAUCAAACACAGAAUUUAUUUAUUUACUGGGAUUGGAACAUGUUGUUGAUUUCAUAACAAAUGGUGAAAUGAUCGAAGCCAGCAUACCUAAAGAUCCAUAUAAGUGUUCUCAAUGUGAUUCAAACUUUACACCGGUUUGGAAAUUGGAAAAACCUUCCAGAAAUAAAGAAUCUAAAAUUAUAUGUGAAUUGUGCGUCACCAGCAACGUAAAGAAAUCUCUCAAAGCGGAACAUACAAAUCGACUGAAGACUGCAUUUGUGAAAGCUCUUCAACAGGAGCAAGAAAUAGAACAAAGGCUGGCUCAAGUAUCGCCACCAUCUUCUGUUUCCCCAGCACCUGUGCAUCCAAUUCAUAUAAAUCCACCAAUGCCGUCCGUGCCCAAGCCAGCGCCUGCACCAAAACGUAACCCAACACCUCCACAACCACAUAAGAUGCAUCCUUCGGAUCCGACUGGUGGUAAAUUUAAUGCCGCAGCUGCAGCUCACCUUGCCCUCCAACAACAAAUGCUCAGAGGGUUAUCCCCUCAUCCAGCAGCUGCCAUGUUGCAAUUUGCACCACUUCUGUAUCCAUACCAACUAGCCAUGGCGCAAGCAAGUGGAAAAAAUUCGGCUGCUGCGGUAGCCGCAAACCUUGCUGAGCUACAAAGGCAGGCAGUUGAUUUGCAACGACAGUAUUUAAUGGAGAUGAUGCCCCAACAAGGCCAGUCCCGGUCUGCAUCACAAACACCCACAUCUGCGCACAAUUGGAAAUCAUGAUCCUAAUGAUUUAAGUAUACCAAAAUGCACAUUCUAUUGAUUUUCCAGUGACUUGUGACUAUCAACAUUAUUAUUGUUUAUAUAUAUAUAUAUAUGUAUACAUAUAUGUAUAUAUAAUUGCACCUGGGAGAUCUGUGCAGGCGUUUUGUACUCGCACAUUAGACAUGUUACAUGUUUUCUUCGACAGGUCUUUAGAACUAUCAAAGUUGCCGGUUUUCAAUCAAUGCAUUCCAACAUGUUACGCGUACAUACUGCGUGAAUUAGCUGUUGUGCUGUAUCGACAUCAUUGUUAUUUAAGACUAAUAAAAUGUAUAGCAUAUAAAUAGCACAACACGUGUUGUCAUUAUGGUUUAAACUGUCAAGCGGUGUGUAUGGUAUUAUAUCCAUGAAAUGGGUAUGAAAAAAAACCAAUAAUAUACUGACAAGUCUGUACAUGUACACUUUAUUAAUUCAUCAUUACUACUCAGUCAUUGUGCCGGACUCUAUUUUAUUAUUAUUUUUAUAUUUUAACUUUCAAUUAUUAUUAUUAUUAUUAUUAUUAUUAUUAUUAUUAUUACGUUUCAAAGAAAACAUUUGUAACAAUGCUUUUGUGUUUGUACAAAAUAUUGUACAAAAUCACCUUGUAACAAACCAAUUGUUUAUAUUGUUCAAUUAUUUUGUAAAUAAUCCAAGUAUAAGAUUAACCAUGUGAAAUCUAUGAAAAUUUUUUUAAAAAAUGUAUAAACAAGAGCCAUGUUAUUAAUGCGUCUGAUCCAAUAUUUUCUUUUGUUUCAUAAUAUUUUAUUUGAUAAUUUUUUUUUUUUAUGGAAUCAUGUUGUCUUUUUUAUGAAUGUAUGUAUGAUGAAUAUUGUCUGAAUGUAUUUUUACUUAUAUAAUAAAACCGUUGUACGUUUUUUUUUAGUCAA